This is a messenger RNA of Kuraishia capsulata CBS 1993, 372 nucleotides long. RefSeq lists its product as uncharacterized. Gene Ontology annotation, cellular component: RNA polymerase I complex. The record is from RefSeq and is a predicted model, not a curated record. Gene Ontology annotation, biological process: termination of RNA polymerase I transcription; DNA-templated transcription. Gene Ontology annotation, molecular function: nucleic acid binding; zinc ion binding; DNA-directed RNA polymerase activity. NCBI's taxonomy places the organism in Eukaryota, Fungi, Ascomycota, Pichiomycetes, Pichiales, Pichiaceae. Bases 1 to 372 code for a protein of 123 amino acids. The transcript has a single exon.
AUGUCUGUGGUAGGUUCGUUGAUCUUCUGUACGCAGUGUGGAAAUCUGCUUGAUUCUGUCACCCAGAAACCCACGUUGGACUGCCAGGUGUGUGGCAAAUCAUACGGGUCUAAAAACUUUGCCAACCUCAAGGUAACCACCCAUACAGCUGAUGAUGCAUUUCCCUCUAUUCUAAAAUCCAAGAGUUCUCUGGUGAAAACUGUGCUGAAGUCCAACGAGCUAGAAGAAGGGGCUACUAUCAAGGAGAAGUGUCCGCAAUGUGGUAACGAGGAAAUGCAAUAUCACACUCUGCAGUUGAGGUCUGCAGAUGAAGGUGCAACGGUUUUCUACACCUGCACUUCCUGCGGUUAUAGAUUCAGAACGAACAACUAG